GUCUGAAUCUGGUCGACACGGAAACCAUAGCUAUGACGCUUCUAGCAGCACCAGGCUCUUUGAGUGUGUAGGACCCAGUGUGUGUGUGUGUGUGUUUGUGUGUGUGCCUGUGUGUAUGUGUGUUUAUCAGGAAUAUGAACGUGUCAUCAUCAGGAGAUCAGAUACGCUAGUGUCAUGAGGAGAGCACGCCUCCAUCAUAACAGUGAGAGAAGGAGCAAGUGAGGAAACAGAGGGAGGGAGAAAGAGAGGGAGAGAGAGAGGGAGGGAGAGAAGAGAAGAGAAGAGGAGUUAAAGGGAACUGGAAAGAUUUCAGUUAUAGCGAGUGUGGAUGGAUCCUCAGUAAGCUGCAGUUCCGGUUAGAGAGAGAGAGAGAGAGAGAGAGAGAGAGAAUGAUAGAUAGGAGGCGGGAGUCCGUGUGAACAAGACCUUUGUGCAACUGUGUCUGUGUGCGUGUGUGUGUAUAUGUAGCUUGUGUGUCACUGCGAGAGGUGUGCUGUGCUGUCACUACUGCGACGCUACUUUCUCUCUCAUACACUCACACUCUCAUUCACACACACACACACACACACACACACACUAUUUGCCUGAUGCUCUGUGGAGCUGGCGGACUCCAGGAUGGACUCUGCGCUCUGAGUCUGAGGACAGCGAGCGCCAACACGCACAUGCUCAACCUACUACCUGCCGAUUCUGUUACACCAUAGGACAGUACACACACUCUCACACACACAUACACACACACGUAUUUUUGCAAGCCAUGGAUUCACUCUCCAACGACGUGGACGGGCUGGAGAACAACUCUAUGAAGUACAGCAGGAACGAGCAGACGGAGAAAAUGUGGCUCCGUCUCAGGGGAAUGCAGAAGUACAAAACGACCUCUCAGAGGUUGAGAUGUCUGGUGAAGCAGCUGGAUAAGGGCGAGGUGAAUGUUGUGGAUCUCAGGAAGAACAUUGAAUAUGCCGCCUCAGUGCUGGAAGCGGUCUACAUCGAUGAAACGAGACGCCUGCUGGAUACAGAGGAUGAGCUCAGCGAUAUCCAGGCGGACUCCGUGCCCAUGGAGGUGCGCGAUUGGCUGGCGUCUACCUUCACCAGAAAGAUGGGCGUCGUGCGACGGCGGCCAGAGGAGAAGCCACGGUUUCGCAGCAUCGUUCAUGCCGUGCAGGCCGGAAUCUUUGUGGAGAGGAUGUACAGGAGGACGUCGAACAUGGCCGGGCUGACGUAUCCUCCAGCUGUGAUCCUCGCUCUCAAGGACGUUGAUAAAUGGUCAUUUGAUGUCUUCACACUUCAUGAGGCAAGCAGCGAACACGCGCUGAAGUUCCUGGUGUAUGAACUGCUCACCAGAUACGACCUGAUCAACCGCUUCAGGAUACCCGUGUCUUCUCUGGUGGCAUUUGUGGAGGCUUUGGAGGUUGGCUACAGCAAGCACAAAAAUCCGUACCACAACCUGAUCCAUGCUGCUGAUGUCACACAGACCGCACACUAUCUGAUGCUCCAUACUGGCAUUAUGCACUGGCUCACCGAACUGGAAAUAUUGGCCAUGGUGUUUGCUGCUGCUAUUCACGACUUUGAACACACUGGGACGACCAACAACUUCCACAUCCAGACCAGGUCAGAGGUGGCCAUCCUGUAUAAUGACCGCUCGGUUCUAGAGAACCAUCAUGUGAGCGCCGCCUACAGACUCAUGCAGGAGGAUGAGAUGAAUAUCCUCAUCAACCUGUCGAAAGACGACUGGAGAGAGUUGCGAACGCUGGUGAUCGAAAUGGUCAUGAGUACAGAUAUGUCCUGCCAUUUUCAGCAGAUUAAAACCAUGAGGAACUCACUGCAGCAGCCAGAGGGGAUUGACAAGCCCAAAGCUCUGUCUCUAAUGCUGCAUGCAGCGGACAUUAGCCACCCAGCUAAAGGCUGGAACCUGCACUACCGAUGGACUCAGGCUCUGAUGGAGGAGUUUUUCAGACAAGGUGAUAAAGAGGCAGAGUUAGGACUCCCAUUUUCUCCACUGUGUGAUCGUAAGGCCACGAUGAUCGCCCAGUCCCAGAUAGGCUUCAUUGACUUCAUCGUGGAGCCCACGUUCUCUGUGCUUGUGGACACCACAGAGAAGAUCAUCACUCCUCUCAUAGAGGAAGCUUUAAAGUCAGGUGGCGUCCGCAGGGCGAGUUUAACAGGACGAGGUUCGGCCGCCGUGGUCGAGUCGGUACAGAGACACAGUGAGCGAGACUCAGUGCCCACUGACUACUCACUCGCCGGCAUCGACCUCAAACGUGUCCGACACACACUCUCCGAGAUCAUCCAGAGCAACAAGGAGCGAUGGAAGGAGCUGUCUGUUCAAGAACUGGCCAGUAAGGAGCGAGAGCAGCGUUCCGAGCGUGAAGAUUUAUCCCGUAAAUCCGACGUCACUCUGAUUCGCAGCAGUCGUGAUUCCGAGUCGAAGUCCCUCAGUGAAGUGAACAACACUGACUCCCUUCACUCAUCCCAGGACUCUUUAGAGCAAAGCGCUGCAUCGCACAGUGCUGACCCAACCGAUGCCAGUCCUGAUGCCACUCCUGACGCCAGCCCUGAUGCCAGCCCAGAUGCCGAUCGGCCGUUACCAUGGAAUGGCAAAACCGCCUGAAUGGAAAAAACAUCGCAAACGUCGCGAGCUCUUACACUGUGUGUGUGUACUGUGGCAUAAACCUCAUAAUCCCGUAUGGGUGCUGUACAUAGCACUGUGGCCAUCAUAUCAUAACGCUACUGUUUCCUCUGCUCCUCGGGAAGGGGAGGGGUCAAGCUGACUGAUGUUUCCAUGACACCGAGCAUCGCCAUGGGAGACGCGGGGAUGCUGCGUUGUCAUGGCAACUUUGUUUCUUUGCAAGGAGACAGAGCUCGGCCGGAAGCUCUGGGUAUCCAGAAAAAAUGCAACGCUGCCUCUUCACCUUCAUUUUCUGUUUCAGUUCUUUACUUUUGUAAAUUGGCUUUCGUUUUGUUUUGUUUUCUAGUCAUUUGUAUUGGUAAUUUAUUAAAGAUUGUUCUGCUUCCCUUUAAGCCAUAAUCCAUUUCUUUUGUAUAUUGUUUCCCUUGAUGCUAUAGACACUAUGGCAUAACACUGCAGGAAGAAACAGUAAAUGAAGACUACAUGAACAAUGUGACUCUUUGCAUAAAUAUACAGACGGGAACUAAAAACUUGAAGGAAAAAACAGUGGCUCUGUUCUGCUCUGGGGGGCAUUUAUUUAUUUUGCUGACAUGGUUUGGCAACACUUGUCCUCUUAGAGUGAAGCAUCACUGCAAGUCAAUAUAAAGUUCCUCUGACUAAACACAUUUAUCAUAUGAUGAAACAUUUCUAUCCUGAUGGGCGUGGUCUCUUCCAGGAUGACUCCGCCCCUAUCCACAGGGCACGAAGGCUCACUGCAUGAGGAUGUAAACGAUAUAAAUCAUAUGCUAUGACCUUCGCAUUCACCAGAUCGACAGCAUUGGAUACAUAUCCAUUUGAUAUUUUGGACUGGCAUGUUAGAUAAUGCUCUUCACCACCAUUGACUUAUUGGCAUUUCCUUUAAUUUGGCUCCCGUCUGUAUCUUAAGGCCGCUCCCUAGGUAGGCAGCAUUCUUAAGAUAAAGGCAGUCCUCCCAUUCAGAAAGUACCUACCCUGUGAGUUCUCUUAUUUUUAGCAGAUUUGAGAGCAGCACUGCAUUCCUCAGAGUGUAGGCAAUGCCAUAAUUCUGUUCACCAGAUUAGCAUGCCUUGGAAGCUAUGAAAGAAAUAGUGACUGAGACGGAGAAGUUUGUUUAUAAAUGUAAACAAGUUGCUCUUUUCAUAGCGAACAGUUAUAUAUGUAUAUUUGUGCUUGCAGUUGGUAAUGUAACACAACUUCACAGAUUAUGCAUUUGACUUACUAGCUACUAAAACUAGCUACUUAGCUAGCUAUGUUUUCAGCAGGUGCCAUUUUGCACCCUAAUGAAUAUUUCGUUUUUUCCCUAUAAGGCAGGAAUGUCAAACUCAUUUUAUCAACCACAUUACACUUGUUCCAAUGUCAAGUGGACCAGACCAAAAAAAUCUUUUUUUGUUACCGAUUACACAUCAAAGUCUCUAAAAUAUGUUAUUUUUUGCAUGUACAUGAUGAAAUAUUCAUGCAUAAGUAUUCACAACAUCUUGGAACUGGAUUAUAUGCCAUGAGAAUAGCCCAUAAUAGGGACGGGAAUGGGGUGUGGGGCAGAGGGGGGAUCAAUAUAGUUUGCAAAAUUAUUUACAAAUAGUAAAAUUUGGGCUUGCAUAAGUAUUCACACCCGUUCCUGUGAAACUCCUAAAUUCCUUUGGAAAGUGACGCAUUUUUUCAUUAGUUUAUGGCCGUGCUCUGUUUUGCCCCUAGUGGAAUAACAGAGACUAGCUCGUCAUUUUUAAAACUUUCAACUCAAUUACAGCCCACAAGCUGACUUUACUUUAUAAGGAACAGAUUCUAAAUUAAUUUGGUGGGCCGGAAACCUUUAUCGGGCCAUAUGUCAGAUGUCCCUACAACAGAGCAGGAAGCUAGAACUGUUAAUCAUCUGAUGAACCCUUAAGGAAGCCCUUUUUUCUAACAGAGCUGAUGAUGUGUUCAGCAUCAGUCCACAAUCCAUCCUCAGGUUAGGUAAAGUGAUAGUAAAUAAAUAUCACACACACAGUGUAUUAAAAACGUUAUGAUGUAUGAUGAAGAGUUAUAAACACAGUGGAUGCUUUUGGGAUCAAAAUGAGAGGAGGCCGUUUGAAAGAUGCAGUUAUUCAGGCAGCUUAUUCUUUUUCAUACAGAUUAGGAAACAAAUAGCUCAUUAUACUUCAAAUCAGCUGUGUAUAUUUCAUAUCAUAGUUUUCUAACAUUGAGCAAAUGUAUAUGAUCAGCUGCAGUUAUCUAUUCUACACAUCACAAUAAUUUAUGAAGCAUUAAAUCAUUUUUAUAAACACAA
This is a messenger RNA of Pangasianodon hypophthalmus (striped catfish), 4904 nucleotides long. RefSeq names its product phosphodiesterase 1A, calmodulin-dependent (gene pde1a). NCBI's taxonomy places the organism in Eukaryota, Metazoa, Chordata, Actinopteri, Siluriformes, Pangasiidae. The transcript is spliced from 15 exons. Gene Ontology annotation, molecular function: 3',5'-cyclic-nucleotide phosphodiesterase activity. Gene Ontology annotation, biological process: signal transduction. The coding region runs from base 755 to 2605 and encodes 616 amino acids. The record is from RefSeq and is a predicted model, not a curated record.